AUGGGUCCGCGAAAGCCCCUUUUGCUGGUUGUCUUCCUCACUAUAUUUGCGUCCGUGGUCUUCGUGGCAAGGCUUGGAGCACAGGAUGGAUCCCGAUUACAACCGCAUUUGCAAAAAGUUGAGCAAUGGAUUCGACCGCCGAAGGAAGCGCAUUUAGAGUAUGUCUCCUGCGAGGAGCACUUGGGUUGGCUUGAGCCAUACUCGUUUACAUACCCAAUUCAAUAUGUCUCUCGCGACAUCGUCACCGUGUCUGUUCCGGACUCUGGAAGACCUUCCCUCACGGUGAUGGAGCAACCGCUCUUUGGAGAGUUUUCCACGGUCGAUCUGGGGGCGUCGCAAGUCCUCAAUAGCGACAAAUGUCUCUCGCCUUUAGCACUUGAAGUGCCCCGAGUGCUGGUACGACCCGCGGACGCAUCGAAUAUGAUAUUCGGACUUCAAACGACAAUCGGUCGCCUCAAGAACACUGUCAAACACCUUGCACGGUGGCUACCUAAUACGAACGCUCGUCUUUACGCCAUCGUUAUUGAGUCGGAGGAGAAGCCGGCGGACGAUGCAGAGAUGGCUGCUUUGGAGAAAGAGUUUCACGACCAAGGCAUGAAUGUUUCAGUGAUUCAUCCGGUCAGUCCUACAGACAGCUUCGCACAAAGGUACUUUUCGCUAGGCAGUGUCAUGUAUCAAGCUCGCAAUGGGCAGACGGAAUGGAUUGUCUUCAUAGACGAUGAUACGUUCUUUCCAAGCAUGCAUGAUCUGCAGUUGAUGCUCCAAAGACACAACCCCAAAAAGCCAUGGUAUAUUGGUUCAUUGAGCGAGGACUGGUGGGCAGUCGACCACUAUGGCUUGAUGGGAUUUGGAGGCGCGGGAAUUCUGCUCUCGAUAACUAUGGCGGAAACUCUUGACAAGUACACGCCGGAUUGCAAGGCGCAUUUGCGAACCACUGCAGGAGAUAUCAGUGUGAUGGACUGUAUUUAUCAACAUUCAUCAGUCAAACUUACACACAUUCCCGAAUUACACCAAGUCGAUAUGCAUGGCGAUCUUUCAGGAUUUUACGAGUCCGGCCGAGAGAUAUUGUCAUUGCAUCAUUGGAAGGAAGGAAGUGCUGCUGGGUACAAACUCGAGAUGGAGAAAAUGCAUCUUGUAGCAGAUAUAUGCGAUGAUUGCUUUUUGAGACGUUGGCAAUUUAGCAAUGAGAUCCUUCUCAGUAAUGGAUUCUCGAUAACGCAAUAUCCCCAAGGCCAUCUUACUGGCAAGAAGCCUGGGGGCGUCCUAGGAACUGGUGUGGGCGGUGUUGUGGAUAAAAUAAAUCUUGGAGAGAUGGAAAACACUUGGGCAGACGAAAUCAAUGUUCUUCAUUCUUUGGCGCCAGCACGACCUAAGAUGGGGGACGACAUCAAAACAAGCUAUAAGCUUCUGGACAGCAUGUGGAUAGAUAGUGAUCCAGAACAUCACAUGCAGCACGACACUGUGCGGCAAGUGUACUUCAAAGAAGGAGCGGAGGGUGAAAAGGAUACCGUGAUGGUACUGAACUGGCACGCCGGUACAGCCCCUCCCACGACCAGCAAUACUUUGGGGUGA
This is a messenger RNA of Glarea lozoyensis ATCC 20868, 1572 nucleotides long. RefSeq lists its product as uncharacterized. Lineage: Eukaryota; Fungi; Ascomycota; Leotiomycetes; Helotiales; Helotiaceae. The coding region runs from base 1 to 1572 and encodes 523 amino acids. Gene Ontology annotation, molecular function: acetylglucosaminyltransferase activity. The record is from RefSeq and is a predicted model, not a curated record. The transcript has a single exon.